AUGACUCUCAAGCGCAAGAGAUCCUCCCCCGAGCUCCCGUCCUCGCCAAUGUCAUUUUCCUCGGCCUUCAGCUCGCCGCCAAGCAAUGGCCCGUCCAUGCUUGACUUCACACCACGCAUGGGCCUCGUCAAUCCGUGCCAUCUCAACAGCCGCACGCUCAAGCGCUCACGCGACAACAGACCCUCCCAGGAAGAGAUUCAUCAACGCACGCUAGAACUACUAUACAACGCACAGCAACAGCAGCAAUACGAAGACCUUCCCUCGCCUUGCCCCGAUGCCGAAGCGAAUCCCGAGCAAGCGUCCCUCUGGGCAACAAAGCUACAGCCAUAUCCCUUUCUAUCCCAGUCUAUCUAUCUGAAAAAUGGCUUUCAAGCGGGCGCCAGUAGAGAGGCACCAAGCCCCAGCAAUGGCUCCGAGAGCACGCCUAUGGUCACACCAACCAGCGAUAACAAACCAGUGUCGCGGAGUGGGACCAUAGAAGAGGCAAUAGACAGGAGACGCAAGGAGAAGAGAUUGCCGCCCAUUCCCAGGACUCUAGACCGGUCAGGUCAAGUCGAAGAAGGCCAUAUGCUCCUGCAUUCAGGCUUCUCAAGAUAUGUUGUGCUACGGCCAGACAAUGUCGUCGUCAAACUGGGCUCCUACCUGAAUCUUGACGAGAUGGAUGCCAUCGCCUUCGCCAAAGGCGCUGGUAUCCGUGUCCCAGAGGUCGUGGGCUGGGGAGAGCAGACUACUGCGAGGAAACAGCAGCUUGACGUUGCCCAUCAACUGCGAGAGAUACUUGGGAUGAUGCGCAGUCUGCCCCCACCAGAAAACUACAUCGGCGGCUUCAAUAGCGACAGAAUCAUCGACGCCCGAGGCAUGGAUACAUUUAUCCGUCCUGCCCGCCGCACCGAAGAUGAGUUCAACAUGUUCCUCACGGCCGAAGAGGGGAUGCCGGAGUCGAUCAAGCAAGCAUGGAGAAAUGGAAUUGGCAAGCACUGCAUCGUCUAUUCACACUGCGAUAUCGCGCCAAGGAAUAUCAUGGUGCGAGAUGGUCGCAUUGUUGCCCUCAUUGACUGGGAGGGCGCGGGCUGGUAUCCCGAGUACUGGGACUAUGUCAAGCUGAUGCAUUUCAUGGACAAGUGUCCGGGCUGGAAAGCUCUCGUGGACGAAAUCUUUCCAAAGAGCUAUCAUAUGGAGCUACUACUUUACAGCGGUCUGGUUUACUACCAAGAGCGAUGGGACAACGAUCUCUACCAGUCCAAGAAAGGCCGAAAUCAAGAGCUGCACAAAAGGGGACUGCCAGAGGAGCCCCGCGCUGCCGACCGAUGA
This is a messenger RNA of Akanthomyces muscarius, 1311 nucleotides long. RefSeq lists its product as uncharacterized. The transcript is spliced from 7 exons. NCBI's taxonomy places the organism in Eukaryota, Fungi, Ascomycota, Sordariomycetes, Hypocreales, Cordycipitaceae. The record is from RefSeq and is a predicted model, not a curated record. The coding region runs from base 1 to 1311 and encodes 436 amino acids.